UUUAGAACUCCAAAAGGUGUUUUAACUACGCUACUUGAACGCCUCAGCUUCCGGUAUAUUUGCUUGAGACGGCCAUAUUGGACUUUUUCAAGGGUAUCUGAAGACGGUAGGCCAGACAACAUGUACCGGUUUGCAAAAGCUGCAGCUAACCUCGGUGGCCAGGCUGUUCAGCAGGUGAGGCACGGAUCCACCGCCCCCCAGAACUUCCACUCAAAGUAUGGCCUGGGUGUGCUGGUCAGUGGAGCUGUCUUCUGCAGCACCGUGUGGGGAUAUGUACUGACUCAGACUGGAAUUGUCUGGAACCUGUCCCCAGUUAAUAGGUUGUCGCCCAAACCAUGGAGGGUGGCAGAGGAGUAAAGAGCCAACAUGAUGGACCUGGUUCCCAAUCACAAAAACCUAUUACUGUAUAGAUGGAUAACCUUUAUCUGUGUGUUCAGACAGUCAAUUACUGCUUAUUUCAACAUCCUAUUUGUCCAAAUAAAUUAAUUCCACUGA
This is a messenger RNA of Girardinichthys multiradiatus, 495 nucleotides long. Its product is annotated as cytochrome c oxidase subunit 7B, mitochondrial. NCBI's taxonomy places the organism in Eukaryota, Metazoa, Chordata, Actinopteri, Cyprinodontiformes, Goodeidae. Bases 121 to 357 code for a protein of 78 amino acids. The record is from RefSeq and is a predicted model, not a curated record. The transcript has 3 exons. Gene Ontology annotation, biological process: mitochondrial electron transport, cytochrome c to oxygen.